AUGCUCACCGACAUUAUUCUCCCUAUUCUCCUCUUUCCAGCCCUCACAGUGCUCGAAGUGACAAACAUUUUGCCCAGUAUCCAGUUCCUUGGCCCAGAAAUCCGAUCUAGUUGCAAACCAGGGUCACCUCAUUUCAUCCCUCACACCAACAAUGAUCUCUUCGACACUCGCCUCUGCGGUUUGGUCUCAGUGUUCCACGUCGCCAUGAAACCAGAACUCACGCCUUUCCUGGUCUACUUC
This is a messenger RNA of Desarmillaria tabescens, 240 nucleotides long. RefSeq lists its product as uncharacterized. The transcript has a single exon. The record is from RefSeq and is a predicted model, not a curated record. Lineage: Eukaryota; Fungi; Basidiomycota; Agaricomycetes; Agaricales; Physalacriaceae. The annotation marks the transcript as partial.